AUGGGUGGUCGGGUCCAGGAUAACGUGCCUGUUCCCACCAUCACAAGCAACGAGAUCCUCGUCAAAGUCAAGGCCGUCGCCCUGAAUCCCACCGACUUUAAGCAUCUCGACGUUAUCUCACCUCCCGGAUCAACCAUUGGCUGCGAUUACGCAGGCGUGGUGGACAAAGUCGGCGACGCAGCUGCGGCAACUUGGAAGGUUGGAGACCGUGUUGCCGGCGCAGUUCACGGCGGCCUCUUCCCCGACAAGGGAGCAUUUGCCGAGUAUCUCAAGGUCGAGUCGGAUCUCGCCUGGAAGGUCCCAGACAACGUCAGUGAUACUGACGCGACUACAUAUGGCGUCUCGGCUGUGACCGCGAUGCUGAACAUAAACGUGCGCCACGGAAUCCCCUUCGUCGAUGGAAAGACUGCAGCUCCGAGAAAUGAGACCAUCUUUAUCUACGCCGGAUCAACUAGUGCCGGCCUGUACCACAUCCAACUCGCAAAGGCAGCUGGAUGCACCGUCGUCACAACAGCCUCGCCGCAUUCGUUCGACCUGGUCAAGAAGUACGGCGCUGAUGCCGUAUAUAACUACAGAUCACCCACAGUUGUUGAAGAGAUCGUCAAGGAUUAUCCCGAUAUGACAAAGGCUGUCGAUUGCUUUUCCGAGGGAAAGUCCACCACCGUCUGCGCCGAGGUUAUCAAGAAGAAGGGCGGCAAGGUCAUCACCCUGCUUCCCAAUGGCAAGUCCAAGUUCCCCAAUGUCACCUACGACCUGGUGAUGGCGUAUACUGCUCUUGGUCAUCCGUUCCAGUGGCUGCCACCCAUCGGCCCCAAGUUUGAGGUCCAACCAGCAGACAGAGAAGGCUUGGUUCGUUUCUACUCUGUCCUGCCGCAAGUAUUGCACAUUGUAAAGCCAAUCCCUACUAUUGAAGAGAAGGCUGGCUUUGAUGGAAUCCUUGAGGGUCUGGACAAACUCCGAGGGGGCAAGGUUUCGGGAGGCAAGCUGGUGGUCAGCUUUGGAGAGAAGUGA
Messenger RNA from Fusarium vanettenii 77-13-4, 1011 nucleotides. RefSeq lists its product as uncharacterized. Lineage: Eukaryota; Fungi; Ascomycota; Sordariomycetes; Hypocreales; Nectriaceae. The transcript has a single exon. Gene Ontology annotation, molecular function: oxidoreductase activity, acting on NAD(P)H. The coding region runs from base 1 to 1011 and encodes 336 amino acids. The record is from RefSeq and is a predicted model, not a curated record.